Staurois parvus is the source of this 342-nucleotide messenger RNA. NCBI's taxonomy places the organism in Eukaryota, Metazoa, Chordata, Amphibia, Anura, Ranidae. The record is from the annotation of a GenBank genome assembly.
CUUUGCAUUGCAGGAUAAAUUAUCUUUAUUUCUUCUGCAAAGCAAAAAAAAAAAAAUCCCUGAUCCCAUACAGUAGUACAAUGUUACUAUGGUAACGUACUAUUCUGAUAAAAGUAUUAAAAUAAUAAAAAAUAAUAAUAAUAAAAAACAGAGACUGCAGACACAGUACAGGGAUGACCAGAGACUGCGGACACAGUACAGGGAUGACCAGAGACUGCGGACACAGUACAGGAGAUGACCAGAGACUGCGGACACAGUACAGGAGAUGACCAGAGACUGCAGACACAGUACAGGAGAUGACCAGAGACUGCGGACAGUACAGGGGAUGACCAGAGACUGCGG